Messenger RNA from Lates calcarifer (barramundi perch), 2567 nucleotides. Its product is annotated as long-chain fatty acid transport protein 6. NCBI's taxonomy places the organism in Eukaryota, Metazoa, Chordata, Actinopteri, Centropomidae. The transcript is spliced from 10 exons. Bases 22 to 1950 code for a protein of 642 amino acids. Gene Ontology annotation, molecular function: long-chain fatty acid transmembrane transporter activity; long-chain fatty acid-CoA ligase activity. The record is from RefSeq and is a predicted model, not a curated record.
CUCAGCAGGUUUGUUGGAGUCAUGCGCGGUUGCAGCCUGCGAGCUGAAGUUGUGGAGCAGUUUUGGAGUGAGGUGCGCUGUUCCCACGUCAACAUGAUAUCUCUGCUGUUGAGCAGCGUGUUAGCGGGACUCAUGGCUCUUGUUUUCUACCAGAGGAUGGCUUAUCCUUUCUUCUGGGUGGAUCUGGGUUAUCACUUGAAACUACGGAGGUACAGAAAGACGUUACAGGCCAGUAUGCGGCAGGGGAUCAUCUCAUACCUCGACUGUUUCCUCUACCAGGCGAGGAAGAACCCGAACAAACCCUUCAUUAUCUUCGAAGACCAGACUCUGACAUACCAGGACGUGGACCAGAGAAGUAACAAGUUUGCCAAUGCAUUCAUGACCGAGAGCUCUUUGAAAAAAGGAGACAUUGUCGCCCAGUUGAUAAGCAACGAACCUGACUUUAUCAGUGUGUGGUUGGGACUGUGUAAACUGGGCUGUGAGGUCGCCUUUCUCAACGUAAACAGUAAGGCCAAGUCUCUGCUUCACUGCUUGCAGAGCUGCGGAGCCAAGACGCUUGUCGUUGGCGCAGAUUUGGUGUGUUUGGUGGAGGAGGUGCUGCCUGAUAUAAAGAAGGACAGCAUAGCAGUGUGGGUGGUGGAUCACACAUCACCCUCUGAGGAUUUCAACAGUUUAUUAGAUAAGGUGGAACACAUGUCUGGGGAAACACUGCGUGAACUUCCUAAAGUUGACAUCAUGUCAAACUUCCUCUUAAUUUUUACUUCAGGCACCACAGGUCUCUCCAAGGCGGCCCACAUAGGUCAUCUGAAAGCCAUUUUGAGUAUGGCCUUCUUUCCAAUGUGUGGAGCCACAUCUGAUGAUAUUAUCUACAUCACUCUUCCUCUUUAUCACAUGUCUGCUUCCCUGUUGGGAAUUGGAGGAUGCAUACACCUUGGUGCAACUUGUGUGUUAAAAAAGAAGUUUUCCGCCAGUCAGUUUUGGAAGGACUGUGUGCAACACAAGGUGACUGUAGUGCAGUACAUAGGGGAACUCUGUCGAUACCUGGUCAACCAUCCCAUGGUUCCAGAGGAGAGAGCUCACAGUGUUUGGCUGGCAGCAGGAAGUGGUCUCAGGUCAGAUGUUUGGAAGGAGUUUGUCAAACGCUUUGGUAGGAUCAAGAUCAGAGAGGGUUAUGGCUUGACAGAAGCAAGCAUCGGCUUUCUCAACUACACCGACGAGGUUGGACCAAUUGGGAGGGCAAGCUAUUUCAACAAGCUUUCUAUGCCAUUUGAACUCCUUAGAUAUGAUCCACAAACAUAUGAGCCAGCCAGAACAGACUCUGGGAGAUGUCUACGAGUACAAAUAGGAGAGCCAGGGAUCCUGGUAGCACCUCUGACAGCUAUGAACCAGUUUCUGGGCUACGCUGGGAGCAAGGUCCAGUCUGAGAAGAAACUGCUCAGGGAUGUGUUUAAAACUGGAGAUGUCUAUUUCAACACUGGAGACUUACUGCUCCACGAUCACAGGGAUUUUCUCUACUUCCAUGACCGCAUUGGAGACACCUUCAGGUGGAAAGGAGAAAAUGUAUCCACCACAGAGGUGUCAGAGGUUUUAGGUCUUGUUGAUUUUAUCAAGGAAGCCAACGUCUAUGGAGUCACUGUACCAGGAUAUGAAGGUCGAGCAGGUAUGGCUGCUAUUGUCUUAAAAGAUGAUCACAAAUUAAAAGGAACAAAACUCUACAACCAUUUGGUAAAAACACUUCCUGCAUAUGCCUGGCCGUGGUUUCUCAGGAUACAGGCCUCUCUGGAUGUGACUGAGACCUUCAAGCAGCAGAAGAUGAAGCUGGUCCAAGAGGGCUUUAAUCUGACUGUCACCCAGGACCCUCUGUAUUUCUUAGAUGUCUCUCAGAAGGACUAUAUUCUCCUGACUGUCCCCAUAUAUCAAGACAUUGUGUCAGGAAAGAUCCAUUUAUAAACAUUUAUAAAUUUUAUUUAAAAACAGCUUCAUUCAGGAGUUCUGACAGGCAUCUGGAGGACAUUUAAUGAGAAACUAAAGAUAAUCUGUAUUAUGGCCAUUUGUCUAUGUUUAAAACUCUGAUCUGUGAUUAGUGCUACAAUGAGUGGUUCCCAGCAUUUUUAAUUGCAAACCUUUAAAACACAGAGCCACAGAGCCUUAUACCCCCCCACCCCCUAGUUUCAAAAUUAGUUAUUAACUGUAAAUUUUCAAACACCAGCCACAGCCUUACCUCAACUACAGAGGAGAGAAGCAGACCUUUAUUAGAAACAGGUAUAUAUAGAGACAUGUCUCUCUCUUUCUAAUUUUUCCUGUUUUGUACAGUAAAUAUAUUUGUUUUAAUGCGAUUCCCUGAGUUGUGGUCUGCUCAUGUGUUGGUUUGCUAAUGAUACAAAUCAUAUAUCAUAUCAUUUAUCAUAUCUACAUUUUCACAGCACCAGUUCAAUCAGAAAGGCUGUUUUUAUUCACUUAUUAUUACCACUUGCAGCUGCUUAACUAUUUUUUUAUCGCUGCUAAUGGAGUUCAGCAGCUAAUGGAACUCAGCACUCUGACAUUAAAGAGCAAUGUGCAUGUUGAAA